UGAAUAAUUAUUGUUUAUCGCAUAAGUAUUUGAAUUAAAUGGUUUAAUUGAAGAAAAAAAAGUAAUAAAAAAUUUAACUGAACAUGUAGGCACUCGGAUAGAUAAACGUUUAAAGUAAAUCAAAUUUAAAAGACACAUACCAAUUGAUAAUUAUUACUCAAAACAGUAAAAACGCAAGUUUUCUUCGGAGAGAUUAUAGCAUCAUCGCAGUCAUAGUAAUAGCAUGUAGGUGUUCAUUCUCAAAACUGAUUGGAAUAUUGGAUUAAAAAAUUAGUGGCUACUACUGACAGUUUGCGAAUAAUUAGAUUAGACACGACACUACGCGUAAAUCAUAAUAACUGGGUUAAUCUCGAGCAAGUUCAAUUUUCAAGUAGAUGUUAUUCGAAAAUGUCACCAACCUUUGACCGUUUGCUGAGUGUACGUUGUAUUAUUGAAGCGUAUGCGCGUUCACAGCCUCAUCGUUAUGGCAUAGAUUUCCAUAUGUUGUCUGACGUUAUACGGCAUUAUGCACGGCACGCACAGUUUAAAUGUCACUUAAUAAAAAGAAAAAACUAACAAACAAUAGGUACACGUACAUCGGAUUUCGGGCGAUCCGACAGUUGUUGAGGUGGUUCGGUCGCAGGCGACCGCAGUGGCGUCUGGAACAUAACAAAAUGUUGCAGAUAACAGUGUGCAGAAACCAGAACUCUUCUCGACUUACUCUCGACGGAUGAGAUAUAAAAUAAUAACAAUAAUAAUACAAUUGGUGUGCACAUGGAAAUACGAUCGAGACUGUCGUCACGGCGGUAGUGAACCGAUUAUUACUGGCGCGUUCGUUAUUCGAUGACAAAAAUUGCAAAAAAAAAAAAUUUAAAAAAGAAAAAAAAAAGGUAUAAUAAAAUUUAUGAAAAAAAACAAAUAAUUUCAAUAGGAACUGGACUGGUGCUGCUGCUGCUGCUGCUGCGGCGGCGGCGGCGGCGGCGGUGUGGUAAUGGCAUUUCACCUCGUUCGUAAAGAGGUACCUGCGUUACCUGUCCUAGUGUAUGCGUAUCAUUCACCUGUAAUUAACUUUUUUUUGUUUACACCUAUCGGCGUACAGUGCUCGCGGUUCCGAUGGUUCGAAAUAUUCGACGGAACGGCAAAUAAUGAACCGCCAAAUGCGUUUAUUGGUUUGAACUGCGAAUAUUACCAUCGUGACGAACCGCGCAAUAACAAAAUCUUCGGUCGUGAGGUACGAUCGAAGUCUCGUUAAACCGUGUUCUCCAAUUUCUUUUCAGCCAACCAUCACCCCGGUUACGGUUUAUCGAUUCUCGGGUUCGUUCGUUGUUGUUGUGUUCACUGCUUGUUAUCACUUAAAUUCGUCGGCUGUUUAAUAACAAACGGAUAACCCGUCGAACGAACGGAAAAUGUGAUUACAAACGUGUAUAUUUUUCAAUUUUUUUUUCGUUUGUCUAGAAAAGUCAUUUCGAACUUCUAAAUGCUAAUUGUUUUAUUAUUUCCCGUUCGGUAGUAAUGCGGUGGGUGUCGUCUCUGCCGAUAAACGUUUCUUUAUACUUCAUCGAUACCCUUCGAUUAUAAUGGCCAGCCGAUGCGUAUACGUUUUUAUCAGACUGCUGAUGAAGAUUGGACAAUUUUUUUAAAAAAAAAACGAUGUAAGCGAUGAUCAUAAUAUAAUUUUUAACCACACUUUUUGGACGUCAUCGUUGAAUACAUUAAACAUAUUAAAUAUUGAUCAUUAUCAUAGGUAUACCAUAUAUCUAAAGAAGUCGACUACUAUACCUUUUUACCCCGUCUAUGGUAGAUUGCAAUAAUUUAUAAAUUGUUAUGAUUCUAAAAUUAAUGUAAUCAUAAUAUGACGAAUGAUUGUGCAAAUAAUGAAUUAUUCGAAUAAGUUGAAAAUUAUUUUUAGUGCGUUCGAGUGAUAAGACGCGUUCGAUAAGACGAUGGAAGUUUAUUGUUAUAAUGUUACCAGAAUAAAAAAAUGCAAUUAACAAGUUAUUUUUACAGUAAUAAUCAAUACUUAGUAUAUUUAAAAUGUGGAAAAUAAAUUAUAAUAUUUAAACUGUGUUAAAUUUUAUAUUUUUAGGUGUACCUGUAAAAAUUGAGGUCAGCCAAGGAUAAACAAGAUCUAAAUAAAAAGUACCACAGAGUUUUAAAGAAUCCAAACUUGGACAUUAUAAAAAGCCGCUAUACUUUGCAUUAUAGGUAGGCUACUAUAGUUGUAAGUAUUUUAGGAUAUAGGGUUUAGUUAAUUUCAAAGUUAACUAUUUAGUUUAUACAUAUUUAUUAAAUAUAAUACUAGGGAUCUAUUUAAGUGGAUACACUCAUUAUCUUGGAGAGUAUAAACUUUAUCAGAAAUUUGUUUUCUAAAACAUUUAAGAAACAAGCUGUUUUACAAUUGUAUAUUUGUGUUAUUUUUGUGGGUAAAACCACUACCUACUUUUGAUUUUCAAAUGAUACCCUAUAUUAAAAACUCCAUAAAUAGAUGGAGUAUUAGUUAAAAUAAAUUUUAAUGUUGACAUUUUUGAUUUUUGGCAAGCUAUUGAUGAGAUAUUCCACUUUUAAAUUUGCAUUGGAGAAUAGUAGUGGAGUAUCAAUUGAGCAGCAUGUUAAUAAUGCACCACUAUUCUCCUUCAACCCAAAGUUAAAAGUGAAAUAUCUAAGGUGACAAAAUAUAACAUAAAUAUAAAAUUGUAAAGCAGCUUGUUCUUAAGUGUUCUAAAAAAUAAAUUCCGAAAAAAAGUUAAUACUCUGAAAUAAUGAGUGUAUCCACUUAAAUUGAUCACCUGGUGUGCUUAAAUUAAUCAUAAAUAAAUCAACACUAUACAACACAAUUUGGUUAACUGGUUGUUAUGACAACUAUUGUUUUUGUUAAAAACUCAAACCAAAAUUUAUUUGGUUUUACAAAUUAGGAAAAGUACCAGAAAUUUAAAAAGAAAUUCUAAAUAAAAUAUUAUCACACUGAAAAUCAGCAUUUAUUAAGGUACCAAGCUAAAACUAAAAAAUAAAAAAAAAAAAAUAGUAAGAAAAAUGACUUUUAAUAAAAACCAGUUAAAUUGAUAAAUUAAAAAUUAUCCAUCUCAAAUUGUAUUGCUUUAGGUUAUUCACUAAAAUUAUUUUUACACUUUAGGAAUCAAAUACAAUAAUAUUAUAAGUACAACUUACUAGCAUUAUCUCACAGGGUAUCCUGUGAAUUGAUUGUAGCUGCAAAUUGGCCGUUGAUCAUUCAUCGCUAAAAAACAAUUAUUUUACAUUAGUUUAUAAUUUUGUAUAAACUUUUCUCUGGUUUAAAGUACACAAUUAUUAUUAUUAAUAAAAUUAUAUAAAUUAAUUAAAUAAAAUAUUAAAUUGUUUGGUUUUUAAUUAAUUUGCAAGUCAAGAAAAUUUGGUCAGAAAAAUUAUUAUAAUAAUAUAAUAUGUAAAUAAAUAUUUAAUCAAAAUAUGAAAUUUAUAAAAAAAAAUUAUUUAAUGUUGAAGUUGAAAGUCUUUGGGGUAUUCCUUUUAAAAAAUCCAUCUAGAAUGCUUUACAAACUAUUUAUACAUUUAAAUUGUAUAUUAAUAUAAUUAAUUUAAUUUAGCAUAAUAAUAACAGUUCAACCCUCAUUUCAACCUAAACAACAUAAUACCUAUUAGAACAUCAAUGUUCUAAAUGACAUAAUUUUGUCAUGCUGUAUUAAUUAGACUAAGAUAGUAGAUGUAAGUUUAGCAUCCUCUUAAUUUUAUAAUUUAUGUUUUUCUUAUUGUUAGAUUUACCAAUAUUGAUUGCCGAAAUGAAAACAAUUUGUAAUGCUAUUUUUUAAAUAUAUAUAUAUAUUAGAAUACCAGUUAAUUAUAUAGAAAGACAAUUUUUGACAAAUUUUGAAGAGCCUCGGCAAGAAAUUUGUUCCAAUACAUCUAUUAUUAGUGUCUGUAAAGUUUGAGCUUGAUCGAACAUAAUAAAUACGUGGCAACUUAAUCUCUAAGUUUUACGAAAAAAGUAAAUGUCACGGUUUGAUGCCUGAUUACUUAAAAUUUUAUUUUACAAAAAAUUGUAUAGAAUCAUUAUUGUAGUUUAAAUUAUUUCCUAAAAAAUGUAUUUUUAUAUUUGUUCGUAGAAUUAACCCUUAACCGUGAAAUAAAAUUAUUGUAAAUUCUUUUUAAUUUAUCUUUUAUAUGUGAGUAUCUCUAAUAGGAAUUAUUACCUUUUUCCUAAAUACUAUACACUCAUCAACAACAAGAAGGGCGCUUUCAAUUAAAAUUUAAUUUUAGAGAUCUUCAUAUUAAAAAAUUAAACUUGUAAACAGUCACCAAUUGACGUUAAUUUUGAACCAGUUAUUUGAUGUUUCAUAUUACUAAGAAGAAAAAUUUGUUCACAAUUAAGUAUUUUUAAAAAUAUAUUUAGAUAAUAUGGUAUAUAUUAAAUAUGUAAAUAAAUGUACUUUUCUAAAAAAUAAAGAGAACACUCAAUAUUCUUGAUAGACGUACGUUUACAAAGUAAAAUGAUACUAGGUACUCUGUCGAUUUUAAGUUGCGUAUAGUUCAAAUAUAAAGUAACCCAACUAUUAUCAUUGUUUAAAUAUAUAAUGAUUUAUUAAUUAAUUUGAACUACAAUAAUGAUUCUAUAAAAUUUUAAGUAGUUAAGCUACAAACUAUGACAUUUUAUGUUUUUUAGUAAAACUUUAAGUCGCCACAUGUUAAAUAUGUACGGUAACCUAAUGAGAAAAGUGGAAUGUUUUGGAAAAAUAGUGAAAAAAUUUAUGGAGUUUAAUGGAAAAAUUGUUUCUAGGAAAAGAAAUAAUUCUUAGUAAAUCAAAUAACUUCUUUGUUAUACCCAGAAUCUUAAAAAAAAAAUAUUUGUGUUCUAUUAAGAUUUAUUGAAUAAUUAAAUUAUUUCAUUGUUAGUAUAAUACAAUGAUGUAAGAAUAAUAUAUAUAUAUAUAUAUAUUUUUUUUUCAAUUUUAGAAUUAUGGAAGUACUUGGUGAUGAAAUUGAAUUGCUCACAUCUUUUGAAGAAAGGAUAUUAGCCAAGGAAAAUAUAGAGCUCAUAAUAGCAGAUGAUAAUGAUGUCCAACAGGAGUUCCUAGACAAUAAUUCUAUGGUUUUUCGUAACAUAUAUAAGUGCCUUCGUUGUGAACUUACAUUUGAAAAUGAAAACCAAUUGCAUAAUUGUGUGCCAUUACCUUUGAAUGUGAACAAACAAAAGAAACUGAAACGAGUAUUCAAGUGUACACUAUGUGAUAAACAUUAUCUGUUUCCCUCGCUAGCUACACUACAUCUAAAACGCCAUGAGAAAUAUAUGCAUAGUAAAUUAGUAAAUAAUUGCUAUAUUUGCAAUUCCAAAUUUCAGACUGCAAAAGAACUAAAAGACCAUUUUGAACAUGUACACAAUAUUAUUCAAUAUCAAUGUAAUAUUUGUGACAAGCUAUUCAAACAACCCAGGAAUUUACAAUAUCAUAUUAUGAGUCAUUCUGGAUACAAACCAUAUAAAUGUGAAUUGUGUGGACAUAAGUUUACUAGAGGUGAUCAUUUAGCUAGACACCAGAGAGACAACUGUGACCAAAUGGAAUUUGAAUGUGAUUUAUGUGAAAAAAUAUAUAAUACCAAAAGAGGUAGUGUAUUAUUAAUGACCACUGUUUUUGCUAAAUGUAAGUUUUAUGUAGUUAUAUGACAAUAAUAUUGUUUUUAGGUAUAAGAACACAUUUAAAAGUGCAUUACGAUAGUCCAAAACCAGGUACCAUAUUGGCGUUGUAUACAGAAUCCGGAGAAAAAUAUUAUGAAUGCACAUUGUGUAGUAAAACAUUUACUCAAUUUUCUAGAUUUAAAGAACACAUACGAACACAUACUGGCGAGAAACCUUUUGAAUGUCAAAUAUGUAACAAAAAAUUUACUUGCCAUUAUAAACUUAAAAUGCAUGGUGAUGUGCAUAAAGAAGAAAGACCGUUUAAAUGCAGUUAUUGUGACCUACAUUUCAAGAAUAAAAGAUACCUUAGCAAGCACAUGCGAAAACAUGACAACAACAAAUGGUACCAAUGCCAAAUCUGCAAUAAAGGGUUUCAGUGGUACAACAGUCUCAAAUAUCACGUGGCCUCUCACAAAGGUGAAAAACCGUAUGUGUGCGUUGAAUGCAACAAGUCAUAUGCACAUCUCAGUACCCUGGUAGCUCAUCAACGCACUCACAGUGGUCAAAGCAAUCACGUUUGCCAUAUUUGCAAUAAAAAGUUUUCUCUAUCUAGUUCAUUGAAAAAUCAUCUUAUUACUCAUAGCGUUGAAAAACCAUUUAAAUGUCAUCUAUGUCCGGCUCAGGUACAUUGUGUUUCUAAUGAUAUUAUAAAAAUCCUUUAAUAUUUUUGUUUUAACAGGCUACUACAUGUGCUUCAUUAAAAUCGCACUUGAAUACACAUGGCGGAGACUAUCAAUGUAGUUUUUGUGGAGGUACUUUUAACCAAUUAUGCAAUUUAAGGUGGCAUGAAAGAAAGAUACACAGGAAAACUGAUUUCUACGACUGCGAAUUUUGUGAGAUGAAAUUUGGUUCAAAAUUGCAAUUAAAAAACCAUUUAAAACUUAAACAUAAAAUACAGAUUACAAAAAAUAUCACUGAUCAUAAUCAUAGUAUUGUGCACCAAGUAUUUUAGUAAUAUUAUUUUUUUUUUAGAUUUAGUAACUUAUUAUAAAAUAUCAAUAAUAUGAUUAGUCUUUUGAAAAUAUAUAUUUUAUAGGUAUAAAAUAUAUUAUCUUUGAUUAACACUUGAUUUUCCAACAUUUUUAUUUAAAGAUGUACUAAAAUUAAAUUAAUUUAGUUUAUUUCAAUCAACUUGAAUUAAUAAAGUUCAAUUUUGAAUACUGUUAGUAUACUGAUUUUUAUAAAAUUAUUAGAAAAAAAUUAAAUUUGCCAUUACAAAAAGGUAUAACCAAUAUUAUAUAAAAAAAAAUAUAUGUAUACCUUUGCAAUAUAAAAAAUAAUGAUAGUAUUGGGCAUUAUAAAUAUUUAAUAAUUUCAUGCAAUUUGUUUUUAUUUUAGAAAAUUGAAUUCAAAUAUUUACAAAUAAUAGUUAGUUAUCUAAGUACUACCUAUGUUAAUAUUUAUUUUACAUUAAUAUUUUUACCAGUGUUACAAAAUGCAUUAAUUCAAC
Messenger RNA from Cinara cedri, 7088 nucleotides. The record is from the annotation of a GenBank genome assembly. NCBI's taxonomy places the organism in Eukaryota, Metazoa, Arthropoda, Insecta, Hemiptera, Aphididae.